AUCUUAUCACGCGUUAAAAUUCAGUUGAUAACGAUAGCGGCAACAUAUAAAAACAUUAUUCCUUGCUCUCAAUUAUUCACUGACUGUCAUCGAAUAUAGACAUUGUUGAAAAGAAAAUGUCAAAGCGAGCGCAAAUUAAAUAUACCCAGCUUUUCAUCGAUAAUGAAUUUGUGGAUGCUGUGAGCGGCCGUAAAUUUCCCACAAUAAAUCCCGUUGAUGGCAAAGUCAUCGCAGAAAUUUCCGAAGGAGAUAAGGCCGAUGUGGAUAAAGCAGUAGAUGCUGCUAAACGAGCUUUUGACAGAAAUUCGAAAUGGCGUCAAAUCAAUCCAUAUUUCCGUGGGCAACUCAUACACAAGUUGGCAGAUCUCAUCAUGCGCGAUUUAGAUUAUAUCGCCACUCUUGAAACUCUUGAUAAUGGAAAAACGUAUGCCAAUGCUAUAGAUGAUAUACAAGCAAGUAUCGCUUUUCUUCGUUAUUAUGCAGGCUGGUGUGAUAAGAUACAUGGAAGCACUAUUCCAACAGGCAAUACUAACGUUACAUUGACGCGAAGAGAGCCAAUCGGCGUUGUAGGACAAAUCAUUCCUUGGAAUUAUCCUUUCAUGAUGUUAGCUUGGAAAUGGGGCCCUGCAUUGGCUACUGGAUGCACUUUAAUCUUAAAACCAGCAGAACAAACGCCUUUGACCGCACUUUAUGCAGCCGCUCUUGCUAAAGAAGCAGGAUUUCCAGCAGGUGUUAUAAAUGUCAUUCCAGGUUACGGUCCAACUGCUGGUGCAGCUAUUGCUGAGCAUCCAGAAAUUCGUAAAGUUGCUUUUACUGGAUCCACUGAGGUCGGACAUGCCAUAAUGGCAGCUGCUGCUAAAAGUAAUCUUAAACGUGUUAGUCUUGAACUAGGUGGUAAAAGUCCACUCGUUAUAUUUGAUGAUGCUGAUGUGAAAGAAGCUGCGGAAAUUGCAUAUAAUGCUAUAUUUUCCAAUCAUGGGCAAAAUUGUUGCGCCGGAUCACGAACAUUUGUGCACUCUAAGAUAUAUGACGAAUUUGUGAAGUAUGCUAAACAACUGGCUCUUGAUAGAAAAGUAGGGGAUCCAUUCGAUUCUAAAAUAGAUCAAGGCCCACAGAUCGAUCAAGACAUGUUUGACAAAAUUAUCGGCUUAAUCAAUUCGGGCAAACAGCAAGGUGCUAUUGUGGAAGCUGGUGGAAAUCGCGUUGGUAAUAUUGGUUACUUUGUACAGCCUACAGUUUUUUCGAACGUAACCGACGAUAUGCGAAUUGCCAAAGAGGAAAUUUUUGGCCCUGUUCAAACCAUCUUGAAAUUCGAUACUAUGGAUGAAGUAAUUGAACGUGCCAAUCGCACUAAUUAUGGUCUUGCCUCUGGUGUAAUCACUAAAGAUAUUAAUAAAGCUUUAAAAUUUGCCCAAGCUGUAGAAGCAGGUAGUGUUUGGGUAAAUUGUUACGAUGCUAUCACACCCCAAACACCAUUUGGCGGAUUCAAACAAUCUGGCAUAGGACGUGAAUUAGGAGAAGAAGGCUUGAAAGAAUAUCUCGAAAUUAAAACGAUUUCUAUCAAAGUUACAAAAAAUAAUUAAUAUCCGAGAUACAUACAAUAUGUCCCCAAAUUUUUAUUUUCUCUUUGUUAUAAUUGAUUUAUAAAUCAAACUUUUUCAACAGAUUGUCAAUAAAAUAUAAUGAAAUAUAUACAAAUAAUA
Messenger RNA from Cataglyphis hispanica, 1703 nucleotides. RefSeq names its product aldehyde dehydrogenase 1A1. Gene Ontology annotation, molecular function: aldehyde dehydrogenase (NAD+) activity. The transcript is spliced from 9 exons. Lineage: Eukaryota; Metazoa; Arthropoda; Insecta; Hymenoptera; Formicidae. The coding region runs from base 117 to 1583 and encodes 488 amino acids. The record is from RefSeq and is a predicted model, not a curated record.